This is a messenger RNA of Naegleria gruberi, 2034 nucleotides long. RefSeq lists its product as uncharacterized. Gene Ontology annotation, molecular function: protein binding. The transcript has a single exon. The record is from RefSeq and is a predicted model, not a curated record. The coding region runs from base 153 to 1991 and encodes 612 amino acids. NCBI's taxonomy places the organism in Eukaryota, Heterolobosea, Eutetramitea, Acrasida, Naegleriidae.
GUUUAUCGAUAAUCGCAUCUAUUAGCUCGACGCUUAUACGAUAUACACCCAGCGACCCACUAAACAAAAGUAAUUGCACAACAACGAGCAAAACAAAAAGGAAGACUGGAAAAGAAAAUCUCGAGUCUAUCCAUUAAUAGAAGAACAACAUUAUGAGUGUUAUUGAGAAUUAUUCUAAUAUUCAAUCUACUACUACCUCUGCUAACAAUAAGAGCAAUUUUACAAGUUUAACCACAUCAACAAUGAUAUCGAAUCAAACACCACCUCAACAAGGUGUUGUCAAUACUCAAACACCAACUCUACGUACCCAACAAGAAAUUAAAGCAGAUUUGUAUCAAGCAGUCAUAAAAGGUAUGAUCAGCAGGGUACAAGAAUGUUUGGAAGAGUUGUUGUCACUCGCUCAUAUUACUCAAAAUACUGCCAAUUCAACUGGUCAACUGUCAUCUCCAGUUAUUGGAAAUGUAUUGUAUUCAACCUCACCUACUUCCCCUACUCACGUUAGUACCAACGGAUUGGUUACAACACCAACAUCAGAUUUAGUCAACUCUGUAGAAGAAUCAAUUACCAAUAAUCAUCCAGUUUCCUCCCCAAAUAAUUCAGUAUCCUCUUCAUCUUCAUCUUUAAUGAUUGGUAGCCCAAAUAAUCAUCUUUCAACUCACCUCUCAACAAGUGGAUCACAAAAAUUAAUAACUAUGGAUCAAAUAAUACUGAAAACAACAUUCCCUGAAGAAUUUGAUAUGAAUGUUGUUCAUCUGUCGGCAAAACAUGCACAAGCAGAUAUUCUCCAACACGUUAUUUCAUCUGCUUGUUGUGAUGAAAAGUGUUCGAAUACAAAUGGUGGUCCAAACGCCAAUCACUCAAAUGAAUGUCAAAGAAAAACAAAUGCUCUCCUAUCAAGUGUGGAUAAGCAAAAUGCCACUCCAAUUUUCUAUGCUGUACAAUCAGGAUCAAAUGGAAUUUGUGCAUUUUUAUGUAGUUUUAAAAUUGUACAGGAUCAGUUAAAUUUGCAUGCUGAUCGAUAUGGUUUCUUACCUGUUCACUGGGCUUUGAAGAGAAAACAAUUCGAAAUUAGUGAUACAUUACAAUUAUUUGGUGCAAAACUCGAUACCACUGUUGGUAUCGGUGUUGGUCUUGGAGAAUCUGUACUUCAUAUUGCUGUCAGAGAAAAAUCUAUGGAAAGCAUUGAAUAUUUGGCAAAGACAAAACCUGGUAUCCUUUUAAAGAAAAAUUCACAAGAAGAAAAUGCUCUCUUUGUAUGUUUGACUGAUUUCAGAGGAACCAGAAUUAAGAGGAUUGAAGAAUCUUUCCUCACCAAGCUUCUCCCAACUGGAGGUGAUUUGUUUGGAAAUGAUGCAUUCGAAAGAGCAAUUCUUCAAAAGAAUGGUCAUGGUAGAAAUAUCUUGAUGGAAUCUAUUGCAAAGAAUGACAUGUCUUCCUUCUAUGCUAUCUUACAAUAUCUCUAUCAUGAAAAGAAUUCAACAAAACAAAGAUUAAUUCCAAUUCUUUUCAACGAAGUUGAUUCUCAACAAAAGAAUUUGAUGCACUUGUGUGUUCAAUCAGUAUUUUUGACAGGUAUGGCCUUUGAUCCUGAUACAGAUGAAGCUUCUCUUGAUUGGAUGAAUGCUCUCGAAUGGACUCAUGAUUUUAUUGAAACUGUCAGUCCAGUAUUGAAACUCAGCAAGAUGGCUCACUUAUUCCUUGCCAAGGAUAAAUAUGGUGACACUCCAAAAGAAAGUUGUAAUCAAUUCUAUGAUGCCACCAGUGAUGCACAAGAACCUUUAAUUAUUGCAGAAUCCAUUUCCGAGUCUCUUUUGGAAGCAGCCACCAGUUGGGCUUCUGGAAAAAAGCGAAAAUCAAAGAAGGGUGGAAGAAAAACACUUAACUUUUCUGAUACUGACGAAAAUCAAAAUGCCAAAGCUCCAAGAGCCUCGUCGCUCCAUCAAGUUAUGGAUUUCAUUGGUAUUACUGUCAAGAGAGGUUUCAAGAAAUAAAAACAUAAUAAAAUUCCAAAAACAUUUAAAAAUUUUGUAUUUU